Molecule: messenger RNA, 3457 nt
Organism: Opisthorchis viverrini
Lineage: Eukaryota; Metazoa; Platyhelminthes; Trematoda; Opisthorchiida; Opisthorchiidae
Exons: 5
Coding region: 47-3145 (1032 amino acids)
Source: RefSeq, a predicted model, not a curated record
UUGAUAGGCACUUUCGAAACAAUUUUUCGCUCAAACUAACCAACAGAUGGCAAAGCGUACUGGCUUCAAAGUAUCCAUUCUUACCCCUUGGACCCUGCUACCUGAGAAUCUCCCUGUGGAUCAGUGUGCAGAUGAACAAGCGGACAAAUUUGCGGACGUACUGUGCAGUCGGAUUCGCACGAAACUGUUGCGUUUUUCAUUUUGGCCCCGAGCACGUGGGGAAGCAUACAUACAUUCGUCGUUCGACGCUUUCCAAGAACGCUUUCUGCAGUACUCCGAAUACGCAGUUAUUGUUUUAUCAGGUCAUCAUGUGUCAUGUUUGGACAGCAUCUAUCCUCGACUUCUCGUAUUUUUCACCAUGCGUCCAUCCUGGUCGGCUCGCUUCCUCCUAGUAUUUCUAGGAGAACCUAAGGGCCACUUUCGUUUCGACACCAGCGUUCUCAAGCAUGACGCAAUUACUUUCAACGGAUCAUCCGAAGAUCACUGGUCAUCGGACGAAGAGAGUUGGAGUAAGCUGUUCAGAAUACUAAAAGCCGACUAUCGCUCUCCGAGCCUGGAAGACUUCAGAAACAUCAAGCCGCAGAGAUGGAUGUCGGUGAGAGAUUUGCGUGGUCAUCACCUAGCGGUCAAGGUGGUACGGACGCCAAAUCCGUCGGAUACGAAACCAUACAGUUGGAAUGAUCUUCGUUACUGCAACAACGACAACCCGAAAAAGCAAUUAGGGGAUUGCGGACAACAAAAUUUCGGUUUAAAUUCCGCUUCUUCUCAGAGUAAACCCGAGCUUACCAGUGAACGUUCUAGGAAUGAUUCAGAAAGUUCCAACCAAUACGACAUUGAGCACAGAAGCGCCAGUUUACCACACCUUCCACUAAGAUGUAUUUCUGUACCAGGCGGUACCGCGCGUUCCUCUACCAGCCCAACACUGAAUUCCGAUCUGAGUCCUUAUGUAGGGCUACAGGCCAAGCCGAGUUUCGAUGAAGAUUCUAGACAAAUCAAAGAGAACGAGGAAGAAAUCACAAGAGAGUCUUCAGAAGAAGACUUUGAAAUUAGAGCUGGGGUGAUGUCUCCAAUAAUUGAAGAAAACUCGGAACUGACUUCAGUCGAAUCUGUUGACACAAUGGCUCCCCAAGUGGAACAGAAUCUAACACCAUCCUCAUUGACGGGGUAUCAACCGAAAAUGUUAGCCUCCAGGAACAUUGUUCCAGUUUUGGAUGGCUAUGCGCCUUUCAAAAAUCCACCAGUAAGUACGGCUGUUGAGAGCAAAAGAGGGAUCCUUCGUGGUGACGCAGAUUCUACAACCCCGACAGUUAAAGAACACAGUAAAAUACUUAUAGUUUCCGCAGCCGGAAAGGAUAAACCUCAUCCAUCCGUUUACCUGGAGAGUGCUCAUGUACCUUCACGUCCUCAAACCGAAAUUUCAUCAGACUCGGUAAUCAAGCAAAUUACGGUUAGGCCAUCGGGUACCUCUGACUUUGUUCUAAACGCUGCACCACAGAUGCCUCCCCAAUCGCUAAUGACCCUUGAAUUUUAUCCCACCAAGUUGAUUGACGAGAUCCCACAUCUGCAGACAAAUCAAAAUAUAAACGACCCGGCUUCCGCAUAUACUUUGGCAGAGCAGUCCAAACCGUAUGAGAAUCCUGUUACUGACUGGGAAUUGCGCAACGGGACUAACGCUAAACCGCCUAAAGAACACAGGCUGGAUUCAGAAGCUGGCAACAGUUUGGUUCAAAGUCGGUUUAAUCCUGAAGACAAAAAACAUGAGGUGAAAAAACUGAGUACUUCCAUGGAUCUUGCUUACUCGAAUCCAGCAGAGGUGGGUACUGGCAACAUGAAUCCUGCUGUUGAUACAAUGAGUGAACUCGAGAAUAGAUCCAAUAGUACUUUAUCAUUUACUUCCAUAGAUUUGAGUGAACAUGAACCAGCCCUGAAUCAUGUACCGCUGUCAUCCUUUGAACAUGUUCAGGUUCAAACAGCAGUCCCAGAAGGCUCCAUGGAACAUUUUAAUUCAGACACCAUGAUGGAGUAUGCCAAUGAUGGAAUAAUCGAACCAGUUUCAGUCUCGCGGGAUAAACAAUCCGAUAUUCCUCGAGUUUAUCACAAAGAGGAGGUUAAAUCUUUUCGAUUAGAUCAACAUCAGAAAGAGACACAACUACCGAAAAUCUUUUGUGACCAUGGGUAUUCAGAAUCUUCUGAGGACGUGCAAUCGAUGAAACGGGAAUUUGGUGUAACUGCUCUUCAGUCCGAAGUGCAAGAGCUCACAGGAAGAUAUCUUGUUGAAUGCGAGGAAACAGAUCAAUCCGAGAGUGGCUGUUUAGAGCGAAUUAUACUUGUCUCGAACCCAGUUCCCAAGCUGUAUGCCAAACCACCUGCUACUGACCCACUUGGCGAGAUAUUUGUGGAGUCACAUGGCAAUAAUCUUGGUGAGGAGCGCCAGACUCCGAAUGGGGAGGAUUGGACUUCUAUGAUAGUAGAUAACCGUAUCAAAGGUAUCUUGUCGGACAAAUCUUUGGUGGUCGACUUACAUGGAUACCGCGAAUUUAUUGAAAACGAACGUACGAGUAGUUCGACUGUCCUUCGCAACUUUGUGGAAACUGGUGGAGAUAGUUGUCUGCUGAAAAUGUCACCAGACUCUCAGAUCCAGCUGGAAUCUUCUGGUGAAAGACUGAAAGGCAAGUGCAAUCAGAUUACUUCAGCCAGUUCGUUCUUAGGCACGGAAAAUCUGGAUCAACAAGGGCAGCAAGAAAUUGUGGUAUUCGAUCAAACUUUCGGUCAACAUCGCCCACAAAUUUGGAGCCUUACAUGCCUAAUUUCGAUGGCUGAAUUCCUGGCAGGAUAUAUUCCAAGACACCUACGCUGGUUUUACUCCUCGGUAUUUCAGAGUCGGGAAGAAAUGAUGGAUGAGAUGGCGGGUCGGAAUCUCACCAUGCGAGUUCACGACGGUCUUCGAAAUCCGGUCUACGUUACCUUGGUAUUUUUCGGUAUCGCAACGGCAUCUCCGCAUAUCAGCCAAUGGCCUCAGUUGGUGGCCAAUCUUUUUGGCUCAUAUGACCUGUAUCUGUAUGCUCCAACGAUCUUCGCCAAUAGGCCCAUCCUCUCGUAUCUGGGGCGGGCGUGGCCUUGGGGCGGCUCUACCAGGCUCACCUAAUUCGCCAACCUUUGUGAGAUCAUGACGAUAAAAACGGAUUACACGAGUUGCUUGCUGAAAGAAAGGUGUUGAAUUCAAUUAAUCAAUGCACAAAAACGCUGGACAUUUGUUUUUCAGUGCUCAAAAACCAUGAGCCAUCAUUGUCUUUCAUUCUAAAUGAGUUCAACUUUAUUUCCUACGUCGUAUGCCAUGACACUUUCAUGCACAAGAGAUAUCAUUUACCUUUAGUACAAAUUAGCAUCUGUUUUCAGAUACGUGUAAAUGCAUCCUCAUUUUGUAUUGAGUUUCAUUUAGCAAAUCAUUUAACCCCAU